This is a messenger RNA of Desarmillaria tabescens, 1578 nucleotides long. RefSeq lists its product as uncharacterized. Bases 1 to 1578 code for a protein of 525 amino acids. Gene Ontology annotation, molecular function: sterol binding. The record is from RefSeq and is a predicted model, not a curated record. NCBI's taxonomy places the organism in Eukaryota, Fungi, Basidiomycota, Agaricomycetes, Agaricales, Physalacriaceae. Gene Ontology annotation, cellular component: cytosol; intracellular membrane-bounded organelle; membrane. The transcript has 5 exons.
AUGUCCUCGAUAUCCAAGAAGGAUCCAGCUACACCCCUACCCGAUGAAGAAGAGGAACCCGCUGUCUCAGUGCCGGAUACAGGCGACGCUGGUGAAGGGGGCAAGCUCAAGAUGAUUGUUCAGCUCGUCAAGAAGUGCUUUGGAGUGAAGGAUAUUGCUACCAUGCGCCUUUCAUUACCCGCAUCACUCCUAGAGCCUAUUCCCAACCUCGAGUGGUCGCAGUACCUCGACAGACCAGAUUUCUUCGCUGCUAUUAACGACUCUAACGAUCCCUUUGAACGAAUGCUGGCCGUCUUGCGUUUCACAUUUACGAAGGAUCUCAAAUACGUCUCUGGUAGGGUAUUCAAGCCGUACAACUCUGUACUAGGAGAACACUUCCGGGCCCACUGGGACGUCUUCCCGGUAGUGAGCUCAGGACACCCGGACCGGCCGCCCAUCGUCCUGACAGAACCCCCAACGACAAGCUUACUCGAGACCUCUAGCAUCAAGAGCGGCAGAAGCUCCAAGAGCAGCACGAGCAAGAGCCCAUCAACAUCACUGAACGCCCACAUGUCUAGUCUCAGCCUUGGCGGCCAAGACAAACUCCGAAUAGCCUACGUUACAGAACAAGUCUCACACCACCCGCCUGUGUCCGCGUAUUAUGCAUCCUGUCCCGACCGCUCCCUUGAACUCCUGGGCGUCGACCAGAUAUCCGCCAAGGUCUCCGCGGCGAUGACGGUCAGAGUUGUUCCUGGGAGCUAUAACAAGGGGAUGUUCGUGAAGAUUACUGGGGGACACGGGGAGGGCGAGCGGUACCAGGUCACGCAUCCUGUUGCGAGUGUGAAUGGACUGCUGAGGGGGAGCUUUUAUGUCACGGUGGCAGAUACGACGAUUAUCACUUGUACGGGGGGCAAACACGGGCCCAAGUUUCGGGCGAUUAUCGAAUAUAAGGAGGAGUCAUGGCUGGGUAAAGCGCGGUUCCGGUUAGAGGGGAUCAUACAUCUCGUCAACGAGGGCGACAAGGUGGACGGCUGGAAGACGGUCAAGGACGUCCCCCAGUCGCUCGUCGUAGCUGUGUUCGACGGGUCUUGGAGAGGGCAUAUCCGCUGGCGGCGGGUGGGGUCCGGUUCGUACCCGACCACGACCUCUUCUGCGAGUUCUUCUCCCUCCCCAGUCCAUAUGUCCCUCCCUCGGUCGAACGCGACGUCCAAGGCAGAUUUGGCAACGGUGUCGGAGGGAGAGUAUUCAACGCUGAUCGAUCUCGGGGAACUAGAGGUUAUUCCGAAACAAGUGAGGCCGCUAGAGAGGCAGUUACCGCACGAGAGUAGACGACUGUGGAACAACGUCACGAGUAAGCUACAGAAUAAGGAGUAUUCGGAUGCGACGAAGGAGAAGGUGGCUAUAGAGCAGAGGCAGAGAGAAGAGGCUGCUGAGAGGAAGAAGAAGGGUAUCGAGUAUGUACCUCGGUACUUUGACAAGGAUAUCGACUCUGGAGUACCUGUUUUAACGGCAGAAGGUUGGAAGGCGCUUCAGGAGGAGCUCCAGGAACCUUCGCAGUAUCAUAUAGUCGGCUCUGCUGACGCUAAGCUUUCUUCAUAA